Messenger RNA from Egretta garzetta (little egret), 568 nucleotides. Its product is annotated as septin-12-like. Gene Ontology annotation, cellular component: microtubule cytoskeleton; septin ring; septin complex. The annotation marks the transcript as partial. The transcript is spliced from 5 exons. The record is from RefSeq and is a predicted model, not a curated record. Gene Ontology annotation, molecular function: GTP binding; GTPase activity; molecular adaptor activity. Gene Ontology annotation, biological process: cytoskeleton-dependent cytokinesis. NCBI's taxonomy places the organism in Eukaryota, Metazoa, Chordata, Aves, Pelecaniformes, Ardeidae.
GAGGAGAAGGGCGUGAAGAUGAAGCUGACGGUGACGGACACACCAGGGUUCGGGGACCAGAUCAACAACGAGAACUGCUGGGACCCCAUCAUCAAAUACAUCAACGAGCAGUACGAGAGGUACCUACGUGAGGAGAUCCUCAUCAUGCGCAAGAGGAAGAUCCCGGACACCCGGGUCCAUGGAUGCGUCUACUUCAUCCCCCCCACGGGUCACUGGCUGCGCCCGCUGGACCUGGAGUUCAUGCGGCGGCUCAGUAAGAUCGUCAACGUGGUGCCGGUCAUCGCCAAAGCCGACACGCUCACCCUGGAGGAACGGGCAGAAUUCAAGCAACGGAUCCAGGAGGACCUGAAGACCCACGCCAUCAGUGUGUACCCCCAGGAGGACUUCGACCAGGACCCCGAUGACAGGGUGCUGAAUGACAGGAUUCGGGCAGCGUGGGUGGGAGAGCUGGCCAGGACCAUGGCCAUGGUGACGGUGAACCUCCGCGCCCUGACCUCCUGGGUGGGCAUCGCCCGGCUCUUUGCCGUCGUGCUGUCCUGCCUCGCCUUCAGCUUGGUGGCCUCAACUG